UGCGGCGGCGCGCGGCACAACAUCACGCAACACCGGCGCGCGCCGACGUCCGCGAGCGAACCAUAGACACAACAAAACAAACGAGUCUGUAGGAUGUAAAAUAAACAAACCAGUGCCGCGCUCGGAAAAUUAAAAAAACAAAAACUUUUUUCACAGUGACAUUAAAAUGCGCGCGGUUUUCGUCUUGUGUGCCUGUGUGUGGGGUGCAGUGGGGCAGGACAUUAAUUCAAUGAGAACAAUGCCCAAAUACGACAGCCGAUAUGAUUAUUUGGAUGUGGACGCUAUACUGGACAGCAAGAGGCUGGUCAGGAACUACGUUGACUGCCUCAUUGCGAUCAAGCCAUGUACUCCUGAAGGGAAAGCGUUGAAAAGAAUACUGCCCGAGGCGCUCCGCACGAAGUGCAUCCGCUGCACGGACCGGCAGAAGCGCACGGCGGUGAAGGUGAUCAAGCGGCUCAAGUACGAAUACCCCUCCGAGUGGGCCAAGCUGUCGUGCCGCUGGGACCCGUCAGGGGACUUCACUAGGUUCUUCGAGGAGUUCCUGGCUAAGGAGGCCUUUAAUACUAUCUCCGGGACUGGUAACGAGCUCCCAGGCACGCUGACGUCACAGGCGACCCCGGCGCCCCCGCCCCCGCCGCCGCCCCCCGUGCCGGCGCUCUCGGCGAGGUUCCCCGAGGUGAUGGACACGGAACCCCCCACCGCUACCCCCAGAGUGGACUACUCCACCCCGCCGAGACCCGCCAUUUUGAACAGGUUCGGAGACGACGGUGAGCUGAUGCUGGGCAGUCCGUCCUCGGUGCCGCAGCGGCCCUCCAUGCGGCCCGACCCCACCGCCACCGCAAGACCCAUGCAGACCAGAGCAACACAAACGACCUGGUCCAGCUCUGCCUCAGACGCCGUGCCCACGAGGUUCCCUCUCCGGAACGACAUCCCACCGCCCUACUCCACAGCCAUCACAUUCAUCGACCAGAUCGGCUACAAGAUCAUACGGACCACGGAGCUAGUCACAGACAUCUUGAAGAACACGGUCCGAGCUGUGGUUGGACGGUAGAUUGCAAGAUGGUCGCGGUGACGGUUGCAUUUCUUGUGUACAGGGUGUGAAAGUGAUGUAAAUUGAACUACUUGAUCUACUGAUUGAACUGGACU
Messenger RNA from Plutella xylostella (diamondback moth), 1146 nucleotides. RefSeq names its product chemosensory protein 9 (gene CSP9). NCBI's taxonomy places the organism in Eukaryota, Metazoa, Arthropoda, Insecta, Lepidoptera, Plutellidae. The record is from RefSeq and is a predicted model, not a curated record.